GCGCAUGCGCCCUGCCGCCGCGCCAGGCGAGGCCAGGCCAAGCGACGCGCCGCUCGGCGGCGGCGGCGGCGGCAGCGCGGGGGCGGGGCGGCGGCGGCCGGUAGUGAGUGUCGCGCGCGCCGGGAGCUGAGUCCGUGGUGGCACUCGUGUGCUGACAACAAGCAGGUUCCCCGGGGGUGCCGGGAGUCCUCCGGCGGGGCCCUCCGCAGGCUGACUGCUCUUGCCCGGUUUCUCUCCCUCCCCCUCGUCCUGCAGCCUGAGGCGCACGCAGGAGCCGGCCUGGUGGGUGUCUGGCGGGUGGCUGACAGGGCCCCGACCUCCACCGCUGUCUGACUUAAGCAGUGUGGACAGGUGAGGAUGUUGCACCCCAAGAAAGUCACUUGCUAGAAAAAAUGUCUCUCAGAGGCUACUGACCUCAGAGCUUGCAGAGACCUGCUUCACCAGAGCUGGGAUGGCCAGUCACCAAGCAGAAGUUCAGAGUUUGAAGCUAGAUAAUGAUUCAGUUAUAGAAGGAAUAAGUGACCAGGUACUGGUGGCAGUUGUGCUCAGUUUCACUUUCAUUGCUGCUCUGGUAUAUACCCUUUUAAGAAAUGAACAUCAGAACAUACACCCAGAAAAUCAAGAGCUAGUGCGAGCUCUUCGUCAGCAGCUUCAAACAGAGCAGGAUGUGUCUGCUGGUGAUAGACAUCGUUUCUAUACUGAUAUGUCUUGUCCAGUCUGUUUGCAGCAGGCUACAUUUCCCAUUGAGACAAACUGUGGACAUCUUUUCUGUGGUUCCUGCAUUAUCGCGUACUGGAGGUAUGGCUCAUGGCUUGGUGCCAUCCGUUGUCCAAUCUGCAGGCAAACGGUAACAUUGUUUUUACCACUAUUUGGUGAAGAUCAGCAGGAUGCGACCCAAGUAUUUCAAGAUGUUAAUGAUUACAAUCGGAGAUUCUCAGGACAGCCCAGAUCUAUUAUGGAAAGAAUUAUGGAUCUACCCACUUUAUUGCGGCAUGCUUUCAGGGAGAUGUUUUCUGUUGGGGGCCUCUUCUGGAUGUUUCGUAUCAGGAUAUUCCUCUGCUUGCUUGGAGCCUUGCUCUAUCUGGCUUCACCUCUGGAUUUUCUUCCUGAAGCCCUCUUUGGAAUUCUGGGUUUUUUGGAUGAUUUCUUUGUCAUUUUUCUUCUGUUAAUAUACAUCUCUAUCAUGUACCGAGAAGUGGUAACACAGCGGCUGAAUAGAUGAAAUGAAUGAAAAUGACCCAGAUGCAGAGGCUGUUGUGGAAUGUCAUAAAAAGAGAACCAUGACCUAAGUAUGAUGUAACAGGGUGCCUGUGUACAGUUUUAGUAUUUACAAUUCCAUAGCUUCUAGCUGAUCGUCUUACGCAAAUAUGAAGGGUUAGUACAUGAUGAUGCUUAACUGGAAUCUUUAGUUUGUGUAUUACAUACGCUUUAGUAAUGAUGAAGUUAGUUUUAUAAUGUAAUAAACUACCUUCAUCUGCUUAUACCUGAUAAGCAAUUGUAUGUAAUCAAAGUAGAAAAUGCCUCCUCUGGUGUGUGAUUUGUGGAGAAGUUCUGGUAAAGAACUUCUAACAAAAAAUCUGUUUGGGUAAUCUGGACCUGUUUAAAGAAAUUCAGGAACUCUUCACUGUACAGUUAUAAAAUCACUUAAUAUCUCACUGUGGUGGGCUAGAGAUUUUUAAAAUAAAAAUAGUUUUGUGUAUCUCUGUGGAAGAAAGAAACCUGAAGACCGUAUCACAGUUCUCACCCUGCAGUUUGCUGAUGUCCACAAUUUAUGCUUCACAAAAACAAAGAGAACACCUCAGUGUUGCUUGAACUGCACUGUGUAUGGUUGCAUGCGAUUCAUACAAUUUUAUUUUUAUAUUUUGGAAUAUACAUAUGCCAUCUCAUCUAGAUGGAGAAACAACCAAUAUUAUGCACGCCAGACUGAUUAGUGCUCUAUUUUUAAACGGGAGCAUAGUUUUUCUCUUAAGGCUUGUUUAUUCAGGGAGCGUAUAUUUUGGAGGUGGAGUAUUUCAUGCUGAUUUAUGUGCUGCUUUAGGUUAAUACAGUAUAUCUAAAUUGAGAGUUUGCACCCCUGUAGUUGCGUUGAAGUGUUUAACUGAUGGAAAGAACCUUCAGACUUCAGUUAGUGAUUAAAGAAAAGAAGUCAGAACUGGAUAUUUACAGUUCAGAAUUUUACCUGAAUAUGAAAUCUGCAACACUAAUAUUAAAUAACUUAGGUAUUGUUUUUUUUGGUUUGGGGUUGGUGUUUUUUUGUUUGAUUGAUUGGUUUGGGUGUGGGUGGAGGGCAGUCUGAAUUAACUUGAAAGUUCUGUGAUAAGGGACCACAAAAAAUCCUGGGAAUGUUUUCAGAACUACCAAGGUAUUAGUUACCUUUAAUGUUGACUUUGUUGUUGUUGUUGUUGAAUUUGAAUAUAGACUAUCAUCACUACAGAAGUCAUUUGAAAAUACUUUCUUUAUAUAAAAUCAAUGCCACUGGAAAACUCAAGGGUAUUCUUGAUCUACAUACUUGUAGUUAGAGGAAAGAUAGUGUUUGCCAUUUUACUUUAACUUCCUGAGUACUUGAAAGACAGUGACUAGAAAGGGGAUUCUUUGCAUGUUUACAUAAUACGGGAAGCGACUUACAGUGAUAAAGGGACCUUUUGACAGACUGUGUUUCUGGCUCACACGGAAAUCUUUCCAUAUGUUCCUGGUACAGAGGCAUGUGCAGGAAGGUGAUAGAGCCGGUGCCUGAAGUGCCGUUCUGUGGUUGGUGUUGGAGAUUGUCCUUCAGUGUCAGUGUUUUGAAAGUUGACAUUCAUUUAAAAGUGAAUUCAGUGAUUCUUCAUCUGAAAACUUACUAUUGAAAAUCCAAAGCCAUGUUACAACUGAACUGGAAAGCUUAAUAUUUCCUUGCUGCUGUAUUUAGUUAUUAGAGAUGGGCAAGAAGAGAAAAAGGAAGUGAGACAAGAGUGGGGGAAGAACAGAGAGAGAGAAAAUGACUUUUGUAAGCAAAUUCUAUUGCUCUUUGCAAACUUUAGCUGUUCUUGAGCAUCUGUCUUGAGAUUUUCCUUUUGCUUUGGCAUCAUUAAUGAUGAUUUGGUGGCUACCUCAGUUAAAAGUCAUUAUGGUAUUAUUGAGCAAGCGUGGGAUAUUCAUAAACUGUUAAAUAUAUGUACAAAGCAAGAUAGUAGUAUAGGAUGUUGGUGAGACAGGAUUGUGCAGUUUUGCCCUAAGCUGCUUUCUUGCAAGGGAUUCACCAAGUAUUUUUAAUCGAGUAAAUUUAACACUCCCUUUCCUCCUGAAAUUAAGCUUGUGGGUCUGGUUAGAGAACAGCAUGCGCUAUUGUUGAGUCUGUUAAUAGAAUCUCCUGAUCUAAUACCUCCCGCAUAUGUUUAUCCUAUAAUUGUGUUUAUACUUUUUCCCAUGCCUGUCUAAAUCCUGAGUGGAUAUAGAUGUAUCUGAAGCUGGCUGACAAGCUGCUUACUGAUUUUCUCACUCAGCUCUCUAAUUUCACAUGCUACUGUCAAGAAGUUCAGUGAGAAAUAUUCAGCUAAGGAGUUUCUGAAGAACAGACCCUCUUUUGUACCUGAACUCACGUUCAAGCCACAUCUGAGUAGCUAUAGAAAAUGUUCCUCUAUUGUUUCCUACUUCAUCCCUCCCUUUCUGCCAGCCAGAAAGGUUUCACCUGAGACCUCUGCUUAAUUUGGGAUAUUGAGGAACAUUAUAAGCUUUAAUUCAACAUACUAAGUGCUUGACAGAAUUAGGACUGUCUCUCCUUUUCUUCACCAAUAUAUGUCUGUUUGCAUAUGGAGACCUUUUUUUUUUAAUUUUUUUUUUUUUUUUUCUUUUUUUUGGUCACCUGGGAAGAGCUGUAAAGUAAGGAGUGUCUUAUAUCAAAAGGAUGCAUCUGCCCUUCAGUGUCUGGCCGCUGCUCCUUUAGACAAAUCUGAACUAGCUGUAAAUUGGCUCUCUUGGGUAAUACUAAUAGUAUAGCUGGAGCUUAGCUUAAGUUGCACAGCCACCCAAGAAGCUUGGGAUAAAUACAUGAGUAUUUAGUCUUCCUGAACUAUGUGCUGCCAAGUUAUCUUGAUAGCAAUGUUCAAGGUAAGUGUUAUAAACAGCUGAGAGCUAGCCUCGGAAUGUGAAAGAAAUACCUGUUGCUGUGCGUGCAGCACUGCAGACGUGGCUGGCUGGAUGGCAUGUCUCAUGGAAUGGGGCAACCAUGUCCUUAAGGCAGAAAAUAAAUAAAUAAAGACUCUAGCAGCAGAGAAGAGAUACAGGGGAAAAUACUGUUCUUAAAAGGUUCUCAUGGCUUUGCCAAAAACUGUGUCAAAUAUUUGAUUUUUUCCAGCAGUAUUAACAAAGAGGAAAACUAAAGUUUUACUUCGUAGCUCUUAUAGAAUAACUUGUAGCAUCUUAAGGCCUGAUGAUGCCCCUUAUCACAAGCACCAUAUAGAACAAUCUGUUUCUGUGUUGUUUUGUGUCCCACACCAUUGAUGUCCGAGAGGAUGAGGCAGAGUGGUGUAAUUUGAGGAUACAAAUUUCCUUGGGUUUCAUAGAACUAUUCAUAGCUGUGACUGCUUGUUACAUUAGAUUUUUAAGACAAAAGGGUUUGAACCUGCCUGUUGUUACUUGUAAUUAUAAUAAAUUGCUAUUACAGCAA
Dromaius novaehollandiae (emu) is the source of this 4645-nucleotide messenger RNA. RefSeq names its product ring finger protein 170 (gene RNF170). The record is from RefSeq and is a predicted model, not a curated record. Gene Ontology annotation, molecular function: ubiquitin protein ligase activity. Bases 452 to 1222 code for a protein of 256 amino acids. Lineage: Eukaryota; Metazoa; Chordata; Aves; Casuariiformes; Dromaiidae. The transcript has 9 exons.